AUGCGCCUGGUAUUGCUGACGGAGCUUUCAACUCUGGUCGUGCUUUUUGCACCCACUGAGGCAGUAUCGCUCGAUAUUCCUGGCUGCGAGACCAAGAUUAUUAAAUGGAAGUACGCUUCGACGCCAACGAUUCGCUCUUCGCCCACUGAGGUCAACGUCAGCGAAAAGAGAAGUCUGCGGGGCGACGACAGCAGUAUGGACAUGGAAGUGCUCAACCCGGAUGAUGAAGAGCGAGCGGCACCUCUUUUAUCGAGGUUUGCAUUCUAUAUGAAGGCAAUUCUUUAUGGACUGACGCUCCGGGUUACACCGAACACUCAAUGGAAGUGGACGCCGCUCUUUGAACAGAGACUGUUCUCUUUAGUUCACAAAGUCAGAGGACCGCCGGAAUUUGCCGAAAUUAAGAACCCCAGAGUUGCUGCGAGGUACAAAGACUGGUUCCAAAAAACGUCGUCGCGAAAAACCUGGUUAGCGCUUAACAGGUACGGAAACGCGGGUAAGACUUAA
Molecule: messenger RNA, 504 nt
Organism: Phytophthora infestans T30-4
Lineage: Eukaryota; Oomycota; Peronosporomycetes; Peronosporales; Peronosporaceae
Product: secreted RxLR effector peptide protein, putative
Exons: 1
Coding region: 1-504 (167 amino acids)
Source: RefSeq, a predicted model, not a curated record